GUCUUGAACUCGUGACCUUGAGACCAUGGUAUGAAGUGAAACCAAGAGUCGGACACCUAAUGGACUGAGUCGCCCAAGUGCUCCAAAACCCCUAUAUUUUAAAUAAUAAAAGUUAUAAGUGGUUUUCUUAGCUUAAAAAUCCUUAAACUUUCUCCUAAAUCUGUUUUAGAGGCCACACACACACACACACACACACAAAAUACGUAUUUCCUCUUCGUCUCAAAUUUUAAUUACGCUCAUUCAAGAUCUCUGGUAAAUAUUUUUACUCCCUUUGCAUUUGGCUUGCUAGUCGCAGGUGGCAGGAAUAUUUCUGUCUCCCAUUUGGUUGUUAUUGUUGUUGUUAGUUUAAAAUAUGGAGUGCUUGAGGCCCACGUGGCCAAAAUUCGGACCAUGGGACAAUUUCGGAAUCUCUUCUCCAUGGAAAAGCCCAGUCUGCGGACCACACAUUUACCUGACCAGUAAAUAGAAAGACACGUUCCAGAAGGGCAAGGAAAACAGGGAAGAAUCACAACCCAUUUGUCAGGUGGGGGCUGGCAGGCACAUUUUAUCUGUGCAUUUAAAUGUUUUAAUCAUUCAUGAGUCUGAGCAAGCUUGGCAGGAGCGGAGCCCUCCUGGCCCCGUUGAUUCAGGUCCCUGGAUUCUGCAGACUGUCGAGUGCUCAACUGUGUACGAGCUGACGUCCACCCAGCCUUCAGGGUCUGGGGUCUGCCUUACGUCUGCUGCAUGACUAAUAACAUAGAAGGUCUCUAAGUUACGGAACGAUAUUUCAAUUUUUCCUAAUGUAAGACAGCAUCUGAGAAGGAAAGUAGCUUUGGACUCAAGAUUUGAAGAUAUCUGCUCUUAAUAGAGGCCACAUUUAUUAAAUACUAAAAUCGGGCCCCUGUCCACACGCUCUCGGGGACCAGCUGAAGAGCCACAGGAGUAGGCCUGAGCCGGCGCGCUCUGGGGUAGAGACGUGCGUGAGUCUCACCUCGCGUUCUGCAUUUAAUCCGUUCAAUCCAGGGCGGCGCUGAGUUGGACAUUUUACUAAGUGGUGGGGGUACAGAGUUGCAAAAUACUGAUGAGUGUAAUCCCCACGCGGAGGGAGGGCCUAGCAUUGCACAGACAGCAUCAUGCGCCUGAGCCGUUCUGGCUCAGAGGGGCGGGUGAGGGGUUCGGGAGUCCAGGGAAAGGAGAGCACGUCAGCACAAACCCGGUUAGCUCAGAGACAGUGUCCAAGGGGCGGACCAAACAGCCAUAAACACAAACAAGGGGAGACCGCCUGUCUCAUGGAAGGGACCGGAAGGAGACCAAAUCUGAAGGACAGCGGGACUCGUCCUGUUCCAUUUGACUCUUCUCAAGGGACCACGGUAGGAGUCUUGCCUCCUCCUUGGCUGGGCUCCUGGCCAGCAGGCAGACGGCUUAAGUCAACGCCGGUCAUCUGUCCUGAACUCUUCAUUUAUUGAAGCAACUGCCGGUGCCUUUGAAUUCCGCGGGAUGUGGAAUUCAAACAUAACCCAGUGGUCGGACGGGUCUCCCAAGUCCUCCGUCACACGUGUACACGGACAUGCGGGGGCUGAACCUCCCAGGUGCCCACUCUGCUCCAUGAGCGAGAGGCCGCCUGCCCGGCCACAGAAGGAGCCCCCCACCCAGGCACCCCCAGACCCCUCUCUGCUGGGCCCACACCUCCCAGACCGCCCGCUUUCCUGUUCAGCCUUGGUCUCCCUGCCUGCGAGUUGUUUGUCCGAGCUGGUCCUGCCCCACGGAAGCCCCCAGUGUGCUCAGCCCCCACUGACUUCCUUCCUUCUGAACCUUUCAGGCUGGGCUCGUCCUUUUAAAGGAGGCAUACACAGGGCCGGGCCUCAGGGCCAGCAGCUCAGAUCCCCUCCCCGUGCCGGAUCCUAAGAUUGCAUCAUCUUCUGCAUCUUCUGCCUCUCUUUUUUGCAGGCACAUCACUAAUUGAGCCAUGACACCCCAAACCUUGUUCACACAUAGAUAAGCGGGGCCAACACCUCCCCUGUCCUCAGUUUGUGUUGUUUUUUUUUUUUAAAGGUGUGUUUUAAUUUAAGGGGACUGGAUAUUUGUGUCCACUAGAUCACAAUUUGGAGACCAGCGUUCGUGACUUAUUACGAUAGGUUUGUGCCCUGAAACCUUGUUGCCUGUGUUCUCUCCUCUCAGCAGAGGGGAUGCCCCGUUUUCAUGGACACCCUCCUCGGAUGGCGUCUUCCGUGUGGUCAGCACCCCUCUGCAUUCGUCCGCAGAGACAGGAGUGCUGGGGAUUCUCCCUCUCCCUCUGCCCCUCACCCCACUCUCUCUCAAAUAAAUAAAUCUUUAAAAAAAAAAAAAAAAAAAAAAGCUAAGCUGAGAAUGCUUUCUGCCCAUAUUGAGAGAGCUAUCGCCGGUGCUUGACUCUGGCGUGCCCAUGGGGACGGUGUUGCCCACUGGGAUCCCGGGCCCUUCCUUGUCAUCCUUUUCCCCUCGGUCCCUACAGACCUUCCCUGCCCUAAUGCGGCCUGGAAUCUGUCCCCAAAGUGCAAGCAAGCUCCCAGCCCUCAGUCUCUCGGGGUCCGGUCCUGGCUCUGACCUGGAGCUGUGAGCGGAGGCUGCUUCCAGGGGCCCCGUCACGCUCCUGCCAGUCGUGGUCCUCCAACCCCCGCCGGGACCUGGGGUGUUCUCUGCGCUCUCUCCUUCAGAGACCCGCCGCGGCACAGCUCCCUGAAAUCCAGCCUGUGAGCCUUGCUUCCUUCGGCACUGAGCAGAUUGACCUCAGACUGCACCUGGGCCCUGCAGAGUCUCGGGUCCCUUCUCCUAGGCUCUCGUGCCUUUGGAACCUCCUGUUUUUGUUCUGUGAACAGUUCUCGACUAUCCCCUGGCAUCAUCGCAAUGAGAAAGUCGGACUAUGAUGGGAAUCAGGUCUGGUUUGAGGGCUUCUGUCAUACAUAAGGGGACACUGUGCUGUGCCCCCCCAGGCCACCCUCGCCUCUUUUCUUCCUGAUGCAGCGUGUCCCCCUGCCGGUGGCCUGCUGUGGCUCCCGUCACCCUUAAAGUCGUCCCACUGCUUUCCCACCCUCCUGCCUGUCACCAGGCAGGGCCCACACUGUCACCAGCAGCGCACAGCCACACAGCACACGGCAGGAUCACAGCCCUACCCACCUGCCUUACCGCUGUGGUGGUUUCAAGCAAGGUUGUUUCUCUCCAUGUCCCCACACCUCUCCAGCCGCAGGUGUGCGGACCUACACCCGUGUCUCGGCGCCACUAGCUGAAGAACCUCUCACACCCACGAUCACGGGCCCCGCCUGCCCUCCCAUCCCCCGGUCUCAUUUGAUAAAAGAAACAAGCCACCAACCAGAUGAUUACAAAUAAUCCCAGCUGAAGGCAUUCAGAAGCCUUUGCAACUGGACGGUCCUAUUUCCAGAGCAUUCUAGUGCAGAGCCCGGUGCUAAGGAGACCCUGGAGAAUGAGCUUGCCCCUGGAGAGGGACAGGGAGCGUGCCUAGGAAUACGGACUCCAGAGAGCUCCGAGGUCAGAAAGCCUGAUGUCACCCCCACCGCCUGGCCUGCCUCGUGUCCUGUACUCCCCGUGUCAGUGGGACCUGCUCCCUUUCUCUGGCAGCCGGGAGAGAUUAGGCCCCUCUGGGGUGCUCCAGGGGGUCCGAUCUUCGGGACCUACUAGGAAAGUACAGGUGGGGACUCCCUUUUUCUGGAUGUAACACUGGGAUCUGAUGAGGGGAGACACUCCGUCCUGGGCUCUGGCCCGUGUGCCAACUCGCUGUCCCAUUUACUGAUUUAUUUGUUUCCCUGGAGAGCGAAAGGAAAAUCUUGGCCAUCCAGCAGCUAGGAAUGUGGGCAUCAGGGCCAGGCUGCCCACGUGGCCUCCCCUGUCUGCCCUUGCUGCGUGACCUUCUUGUGUGGCUCAACCUCUCUGUGCCCGAGCUUCCACCCGGACGCAAGAUGACAGCGUGACCCCCCUCAGCGGGUCCUUGUGAGAGCUAAGUGCCCCAGGGCAAGUAAAGGGCCGUGUGUCUGGCACAGACUUCGUGUUUCAGAUGUCACUGGGGUGGCGGCCCCCUCCCCACAUGGCCCACCUAGUGCCCGUCCUAAGCUGACUCCUCAUCGACCUUUCACUGUGUCCCCACAGCGCCCCUGGUCGGCCACAGCUGCUCCCUCCGGCCUUGACAAGUGUGAAAACCAAAACCAGGGAAGGUGUGUGACUUGCCCCCGAGAUCUCAGUGCUCCAAGCGAGUGGAGCGGACAUUCCCAGGCACAAAUGUCAGCUUCAGAGUCUGGACUCUUGACUUAUGAUCGAAGCAUUGCGUAAAGGAGGGUUACUAACUAGGUUGAUUAUUUAAAACCAUGGUCUCAGACAUGCCCCCACGUCGGAAUCCCCGGGAGGGGGCUUGUGACAACACAGGGCGCUGGGCCCACCCCUAGAGCUUCUGCUCCGCGCAUCUGGGGCUGCCCGGAGAAUUUGCUCCUCUGACAAGUUCUCAGUUGAUGCUGACGCUGCUGGUCCACGGACCAAGCCUGGAGACCCACAGAUUCCAAAUGUCGAUCAGAGAUCUCGUAGUCCCAAUUACUGUCUAGGUCACUGUGUCUUGUACUCGACAAAAUUUAUCUCCCUGUUCUCCUUCAUCUAUAGAGGCCAUGUGAGAAGUGCUAGCGCUCAGGGUCAUUGUCUUCUCUCCUGUGGCUCUGGGGUGGGACUCAUCAGUUCAUCACCAGGCUGUGCGUCAGAAGGAUGCGCGUGAAAUGCCUCUGAUUUUCCUUACCAACAAAGCUCUGCAAACAGCACCUGUCCCUGCCCUCGAUGUGACUUUAAUGGAAUCAGGAAUGCAGAUCCAGCAGGAUAAUUUAAGGAUAAUGCCAGCCCUUGGCCCUCACGCAUGGGGCUGGCCGCUUGAGAUGCUAACGAGAUCUGUCACCUCCACAGACGCUGCCAUCCACCCUUCAGCAGCUCGAAAUCCCGUAGAAAAUCGUGGCUUCACCCCGGGGCACGCUCCGUUAUCAUGGGUGCUAAAAAAGGAGAUAGGAGCCGGUAAUGUUAAAGUAGAGGCUCAGAGUGAUGAAGAGAAUGGGCGUGCCUGUGAGCUGAAUGGGGAAGAAUGUGCGGAGGACUUACGCGUGCUUGAUGCCGCGGGAGAGAAAAUGAAUGGCUCCCACGGUGGCCAAGGCAGCAGAGCUUUGUCGGGAGCUGGAGGCAUUCGACUUCCUAACGGCAAACUAAAGUGUGAUGUCUGUGGGAUAAUUUGCAUCGGCCCCAAUGUGCUCAUGGUCCACAAGCGAAGCCACACUGGGGAACGGCCUUUCCAGUGCAACCAGUGCGGGGCCUCGUUCACGCAGAAGGGCAACCUGCUUCGACACAUCAAGCUGCACUCCGGGGAGAAGCCCUUCAAGUGCCACCUCUGCAACUACGCGUGCCGCCGGCGGGACGCCCUCACGGGCCACCUGAGGACGCACUCCGUUGGUAAACCUCACAAAUGUGGAUAUUGUGGCCGAAGCUAUAAACAGCGCAGCUCUUUAGAGGAACAUAAGGAGCGUUGCCACAACUACUUGCAAAGCAUGGGUCUUCCAGGCACCCUGUACCCAGUCAUUAAAGAAGAAGCUAAUCACAGUGAGAUGGCAGAAGAUCUGUGCAAGAUAGGAUCAGAGAGAUCCCUCGUGCUGGACAGACUAGCAAGUAACGUCGCCAAACGGGACAAGUGCCUGUCGGACAUGCCCUAUGACAGCAGCGCCAGCUACGAGAAAGAGAACGAGAUGAUGCAGACCCACGUGAUGGACCAAGCCAUCAACAACGCCAUCAGCUACCUGGGGGCAGAGUCCCUGCGCCCGCUGGUGCAGACGCCCCCGGGCAGCUCCGAGGUGGUGCCGGUCAUCAACCCCAUUUACCAGCUCCACAAGCCCCACGCAGAGGGCCCCCCGAGGUCUAACCACUCGGCCCAGGACAGCGCCGUGGAGAACCUGCUGCUGCUCUCCAAGGCCAAGUCGGUGUCCUCCGAGCGGGAGGCGUCCCCAAGCAACAGCUGCCAAGACUCGACGGACACGGAGAGCAAUAACGAGGAGCAGCGGGGCCUCAUCUACCUGACCAACCACAUCAACCCGCACGCCCGCAAUGGCCUGUCCAUCAAGGAGGAGCACCCAGCCUACGACGUGCUGCGGGCGGCCUCCGAGAGCUCCCAGGACGCCUUCCGCGUGAUCGGCACGAGCGGGGAGCCCAUGAAGGUGUACAAGUGCGAACCCUGCCGGGUGCUCUUCCUGGACCAUGUCAUGUACACCAUCCACAUGGGCUGCCACGGCUUCCGCGACCCUUUUGAGUGCAACAUGUGCGGCUACCACAGCCAGGACCGGUACGAGUUCUCGUCCCACAUCACGCGGGGCGAGCACCGCUUCCACAUGAGCUAAGCCGGGCCGAGAGAGGCAUGUGGGGCUCAGGCCCUCCCCUCCUGCCCGCAGCCGGGACUGGACCAGAACCUUGUGCUUUGAUUUCUAGGUGGUUUUUCGUUUCGUUUUGUAUUUUUUUUUUUUAAGUCGGUUGGUUGGCUGGGGUUUGAUUUGCCGAGAUUUUUACUGUUAGAGACAAGGUUACAUGUGGACACCCCACCCCCACCCCCCAAAUUGCUAUGUUACUAGAUGUGCUCAUAGACUGUUAGCCGAAAUCCCCUUCCCCACUUCCUAGAAUUCCCCUCCUCCAAAGAGUUGCUCAUUUUUAGAGAAUGUUUGGUAAAAAUAGGUCAGGGCAUGGGAAGGAAUGAGCUGUGCUGAGCGUCCCUGCACCCCAUGUGGCUGCCGAGGCCCCAGAUGCAGUGAGCACAGCCCUUGGUCCUCAGCCUGGCAGGUGAUUCUGCCCCCCACAACACAGCAGGGCCAAGUAACCCAAGCUGGAGCGUCUGAUCACGUGCAUCUAGGUCUGGAAGCCUGCAAUUUGUAAAAGAUGUGAUUGUAAGUCACAGCCUGAACAAAAAGUACACUGUUGGAGCAACGCUGGACUCCCCGGGCAAAGGGCACAAGGAGGGGUCGGAGGACCUGGUAGUCUCCGUCUCAGUUUCCAAACUGCUGUAGCACUGCUCAGCCUUCUCCGGCUUCCAGCAGGUGGAAGGCGCCCCCAACUGCACACCCCCGGAGGUCCAUCUGGAGACCUCGGCCCUCACAUCUGUGCCUCUCAUACCCAGAGUCCGACACUGCACUUUCAACAUCCAUCGUGAAGUGCUGACCUUAAUUCCUUUGAACCUCUCAAAUGGUAACGUUCCUCAGAAACCAAGGCUUUAUCCAAAUUCCACACUCUUCACUCCCUGGCUGGUUCCACUGACAGCCAGAAGUCUGUUUCCCCUCCGAGGCCCAACCUAGACCCCAUUUCAAUGAUGUCACUGGUUUGUUUGUUGGUACAUUUCUUUCCCUGUCCUCACGCUACAUUAUUCUUGUCCUAAAAUCCAUAAAAGGAGCAUGCAGUAUGAUCAGUCAUUUUCAGAGCAAGGAACUGCGAUGAGCAAAGCCCAGGAGAUGUGGCUAACAGGCUGAACCUACUUGUUAGAAACUAAACUUUGCAACCGUUUAAAACUCUCCUGUAAAGACAGAACAGCCUCUAUGUGCCCACCCAAAAAUAGGAAUGCCCUUUCUCACCUGGGGCUUAGAAGGUGCAGAGCAACCAUGAAACCCGUCAGCGAGGUCUGACGGGAAAGAGGCAGGUGGUUCUGGAGUUAGAACCCUUCUGAGCCGUGUUGCCUGGAGUCCCGCUGAGUUGUUUGGCCAUUCUUGUCCCCACUGGAAGGGGUAGCCCUCAAGGUUAAUCCUAUCAUUAAAGAUAAUAAUCCCAACCACCUAGGCAAGUAAAAACUGUACAGUUUCCAAUGUUUACAUGUCUUUGCCAAAACGGAACCAAGGUGAACAUGAAAAAAAAAAAAAGAAGAAGAAGAAAAAGAAAAAUUGUCUAUAAGCACCCCUGCAUGUAAUCUAAAUCUGAAUUUCUUAGUCACAGUGCCCUUGACAUUUGGGGCUGGAUCAUUGUUUGGGAUGGGGGAACCCCCUGUGCCUUGCACAAUAUUUAGCAUCAAUCCAGGUCACUACCCAACAGAUACCAGUAGCAACCAAAAAUCUCUCCAGAUGUUGACGAAUGUCUCCUGGGGAAGCAAGUUGAGAACUGAGUUGAGAACCCCUGCUCCACUUAAACCAGUCAAGGCUCUGGGAACCCUUCCCAAGAGCAAGGGUACUGGAAGAAUUGUCCCCUCUGGGGGUCUAGCUCCUGACCUGUGUUCCUUUGUACUCACUGAAAAUCCUAUAAAUGAAAUAGUCUCUCUCAUUCUUCAGAAGCAAAUCUUCUUGUGUGCGUUUGAGUUCUGUUGAAAGGAUGGAGCCCACACAUGUCAUUCUUGAGGUGUGGGUGUCUUUGCUUAUGAAACGGUGUGGUGUUUUGAAAUGGGAAACAGAGUCACAGGGAUUGAGACUCGGGUGCCUGGAUGCGCUGAGGCAGGUAGCGACAGGGCUGCUGACGGCUGCGAUUCCACACUCUGUCACAGAGAAAGCUAUAUUUCAUCCAAACGAAUAUGGUCAAGGUGAGAGACUUCAGAGAUUUCCGUUUUGCUGGCAGUGAACCUGCCUAGUUCUUUUCCAUCCAUCCCACACAGCCAGUUGGUGGAAAGGAGUUAAGUUUUCCCCACCACGUGGCUUCAGACAAAGCUGAACCCCAAACUGUAAAUAGUGGCCACAGAUGUUCUUUCCUAAAAUGCUCCCCAUCCUCUCCCCCCACCACUGCCUUUUCCAGCUAAUGUAACCGUCUAUUUACACACUUUUUCUUGUGGUUUUAUAUUGUAACACCAUUUUUCUUUGAGAUUAUUGUGUUUAAGGUAAGGUCCCAUAGACUGGCAACAAGUAAUUAAAUUAUGUUACAAAGAUGGUCCUAUUCUGUAACGAAAGCUGUUGACAUUUUCUCUUCUAGCUGGUUAAAGUAGGGUUUUGCAUGACUUCACCUCUUUAUGUGCUGUGGUCUGUUCUGUUGUUGGAUAGUGUGAGUGUGUGUCUUGGGAACUGCUGUGUCCUGAAGGGUGCCUAGGCUUUAUACACCUAUCUUUAAAAUAAACACUGGCGACAGGAGGGUCACUAGUUUGGGGUCAAUGUGUCGAUUACAGUAAGAAAUCACUGCCCUUCGCCUCCCGUCCCCAUCACUGAGCUUCCCCCAACAGAAAGCCUGGACGCCUGCUCCUCAACAAGGUCCCUUCUGUGACAAGGACCUCAGAGCACAGGCUGUCCUAUUGGAAGGAUCACUAAAAAGAUUUGAGGUGUCAUUGUUUUGCCACCAAAGAUCAUAUCCCCACACCAGUCACUUCAGAGGCCGGCAUGUUCCACUUCCAAUCGAGAAGCGUUCACAAAAAGAAAUCCUAGAAUCUUCAUUGACAAAGGAAGCUACUGUUAAUGGAGAUGUGAGUUUGGGGGUUUUUUUUUGGGGGGGGGGUUCUUGAUUUGUUUUGAUUACCAUGUAGCUCUCAUAGUGUGGUAUUUUUGCCAAAGCAGAAGAGGAAUCAGAUGGACUUGCAGAGACAAAUCACGAAGCAGAUGUAUUUCUCUUUACCUGCACUUUUUGAGUUUCAGCAAUAAGGAAGGGUCAACUUACAAUCCAGUCAGCUUUCAUUCAGCUCAGUGUGUGUGUGUGUGUGUGUGUGUGUGUGUGUGUGUGUGUUUAACUUUAAAAUGAACCACAGUCAGAUCUAUUUAAGAUGGACAGGUCUCAGAAGAAAGAAGUACAUCCACACAUGGGUAUGGUCGCCUUCACUGUGAACAGAUGUAACCAGGUAUUAAUAUGCAAUAUUGUUUCAAAUACUUUCUAAUACACUUUUUUACAAUGUUGUCUGUGGGGGAGCCUCAAGGUCCAAUUUGCUUGCAUCCCGGUGCAGCUUUAAGUCUCCGAACGCCAUUCUGGAAAAUAUGUGUACAGGACUGUAAAUGAGAAAAUGCUCUUGUAUUUCCCAUCCGCCUUCUCUGGUGAUGUUAAAUUAUUUCGUUUAGCUGUGAACAAGGGGUAGCAUACCCCCUGGAGGAAUAGAGGAUCCUUUUGUACACAUUUUGAAAAUGCUUCUUCUGUAGUGAUAGAACAAAUAAAUGCAACAAAUACUU
This is a messenger RNA of Mustela erminea (ermine), 10076 nucleotides long. It is a transcript of the gene IKZF1, whose product is annotated as IKAROS family zinc finger 1. Gene Ontology annotation, biological process: regulation of transcription by RNA polymerase II. The coding region runs from base 4728 to 6377 and encodes 549 amino acids. The record is from RefSeq and is a predicted model, not a curated record. Gene Ontology annotation, molecular function: RNA polymerase II cis-regulatory region sequence-specific DNA binding; DNA-binding transcription factor activity, RNA polymerase II-specific. NCBI's taxonomy places the organism in Eukaryota, Metazoa, Chordata, Mammalia, Carnivora, Mustelidae. Gene Ontology annotation, cellular component: nucleus. The transcript is spliced from 6 exons.